Molecule: messenger RNA, 2777 nt
Organism: Phialemonium atrogriseum
Lineage: Eukaryota; Fungi; Ascomycota; Sordariomycetes; Cephalothecales; Cephalothecaceae
Exons: 3
Coding region: 159-2711 (850 amino acids)
Molecular function (GO): 5'-flap endonuclease activity; crossover junction DNA endonuclease activity
Source: RefSeq, a predicted model, not a curated record
CGACGGGGCGAGGUCAACAUUGAACAAUUGUGGUCGUCAUACCUUCCCAAGAGCAUGCCGAUUGAGCGCGUGAGGCGAUAUUCCUCGGGAAUAUAGUACGGCCGAUAUGGCCGAAUGAUGACUGUUUUCGUAUCUGGGCUACCUAGCAAGACUUCAUCAUGGGCAUCAAAGGGAUAUACCGGGAAAUAGGCCCCGGAAAGCGCAAGUCGCUUUGCAAACUCGCGGUCGACCAGCUAGAAAGGACAGGAAGGCCAUUCCGCCUGGCAAUUGACAUUUCCAUCUGGCAAUUCCAAGUCCAAGCAGCGCGAGGGGGUGCCAAUCCCGCCAUACGGACGCUCUUCUACCGCCUCGCACGGCUUCUGGGCCAUUCGAUCCAGCCCAUAUUCGUCUUCGAUGGCCCCAACAAGCCCGCCUUCAAGCGCAACAAGCGUUCCCUUGGGAGUGGCGACCCCGGGGCCAAGGCGAUGGCAAAGCGGUUGAUCCGGCUGUUUGGUUUUGCCGUGCACGAUGCCCCAGGCGAAGCCGAAGCCGAAUGCGCACUCCUCCAGCAGCAGGGUAUCGUGGAUGCCGUGCUGAGCGAAGACGUCGAUACGGUUAUGUUUGGCUGCACGCGGACCCUGCGUAACUGGUCCUCAGAGACAAAGGGGAAUAAGACACCUACGCACGUGUCGGUAUACGACACUGCAGAGCUGCGACAGAGCGAGUCGGGCUUGGAUAGGGAGGGCAUGGUACUGGUCGCUCUGAUGAGUGGAGGCGACUACAUCCCCGAAGGCAUCCCGGGCUGUGGGGUAAAGGUUGCAUGCGAGGCCGCAAAAGCAGGACUCGGGCACUCCCUGUGCCGGAUCAAGAUGGCAGACAAGCAGGCAUUGGCAGAGUGGAAGGGGGAGCUGCUCCACGAGCUGAAGACGAACGAGAGCGGCUACUUCAGAACGCGGCACAAGGCGCUGGUGGUUCCAGAAAGCUUUCCGAACAUGGAGGUGCUUCGAUACUAUACCCAUCCAGUUGUCUCGCAGCAAGCAACACUCGAUAAGCUGAGAGACGGCUUCCCUUCCAAGGCGCCUGUUGACGUUAUAGGCCUGAGAGAGUUUGUUCGAGACACGUUCGAUUGGGCUUAUAAAAUCGGGGCUAUUAAGCUCAUACGUGUCUUGGCGCCAAAUCUGCUCGUCCAGGCAUUAGUAGAGCGGAGCGAGCACGCAUCGGCCGAGCUGGGUGAUCUCGAUGCCAUCCAGCAGAACGAAACAUCUCUAAUAAAGGCCAUCUCCAGUCGCCGAAUCCACUUCAGCACUGACGCUACGCCCGAACUGCGGGUAUCCUAUAUUCCAGCCAGCGUAGUGCAGCUCGACCUUGGCGCGGAACCGCAGGAAGUUGCCGUAGCCUGUGGACGCGAGGGUUUAGCCUUGAAUAGCGAUGACGAAUUCGAAGAGGAUGCCGCCGAAAACGGAUUGGAAGACGUCCCCAAAGCUACGAGCCGAAAGAUAUAUGACCCUUCGCAACCAGAACUUAUAUGGGUCCCUGAAUCUGUCGUCAAGCUCGGUGUACCUCUGGCAGUGGAGGACUGGGAGGAUCGACAGAGGGCGAAGGAGUCGCGGAUAAAGGCUAAAUCAAGCAAGAAGGCGAGGCCGAAAAAGAAGGAUAUGCCUGCUGGUACUCUCGAUCAAUGGCUCAAGGUAUCAAAACCCAGCAACACGGUCCCAGAAAAGGGGGCCUAUCGGCUUACCGCAUCCUCCUCAUCGCCAUCCUUGCCCAGUCUACCUUCUGGUCGGGAUGGCCCCGCGUUCCGGGUGCCCUCUCCACCCCUCGUCACCCUCGACGAUACAUACAAAGAGACAUCCUCUACUACACGAAGUAAGAAAUCCAAGCAGUCCAAGGUCCCUGCAACGGCGAGUUUGCGGACGGCACAGACAAACCCUUGGACGCUUGCCGGCUCACAAAGCAGUCCCAGGGUUACGAAGAUCACCGGAUCCUCGCCUGGCAAGUCUUCACGGCAGCCGAUUGUUAUUUCGUCUAGUCCUCACCCCAACCCGCUAUCUUCGCCCCAGGCUACGAAUAUGAGGACUAGGCGAUUGCAAUCGUCGCCGGUACGGAACUCGUCCGUCUCAGAACCGUUCCGGUCCCCUAAUUCCAGCCCUAAAAAACAAAGAUCUUCGCCUGGGCCCGAAAGGAUGCCAUCAAAGGCUAGAAGGGUGAGAGACCGUAAGCGUGAUGAAAGCGAAUCAAGGGAUAAGCUCCAAAACUCAACACAGACCUCGAUCAAAGAUUACGGGUUUCUUAACAAGGCCAGGGGGAGCCGAGCGAAUACCAAAGCCUCCGCCCAGCCAGAUGUAAUAGAGUUAUCAGGGGACGAAACGGACGGAGGUGCGCCGCUGGGACUUCUUGCCGGCGAGUCGGCCAAUCCCGGCUCAGGGUUGCCAGCAGCAGCAGCAGGGGAUGACCCCGACGACCCCUUUGGGCCAACAGGACCCCGUAAGGAAGGACUCAUGACGGGUGAAGUGGACGCCGAUGGAGGCGCCCCGCGGUUAGCCGACGGCUCGUCGAAGAAGACGAGAUUGUAUAUAAGCAGGCUCAGUGAUGUCGGGUACUUCGAAGAAGUCGAAGUCACCCCGGAGGAGGCCGAUCGCCUCCGGAACGAUCGGGGAGCCUCUUCGGCGUCGCGGACGAUCCUGCGGUAUAGUGACGUCUCCAUCGUAGACCUGACUUCCCAUGAGGCGUGAUGGACAGGUAUUGGAUAGUAUGAUACCAAGCCACAAAUAAAUAAAUAAUAAUAAAUUAAUAAAUAC